GAAAACCAACUAAAGCUGUGAAAUAAAUGUAGUGAAGUAGAAAGUACAAUAUUUUUUUCUGAAAUGGAGUGGAGUGGAAGUAUAAAUAAGUACCUUAAAAUUGUACUCAAGUGCAGUACUUAGGCUUGUUACUUUCCACCACCCCAGUGGGCUUUAAUUUAAGCUUUCUUUUUUUCCAGCCUCACCAGUGUGGUGAUAGGUGCACACAUGAGGAGGAGGGGAGGAGGGAUGAGGAGAAGUGUCUGGAGGGCUGCAUCAUUACAAACUCCUGCCUGCACUUCUCACAGUGACUCCCCCUCCUGAAGCAGCAGAGGCGUGCAGUCUUUCUCCGCAGCCUGGGGACCCAGUCCGGCCAGAGAGAGGUUUCUCCACAGAAGAAGAGAAGAGGGUCAAAACACAUUGCAUGGAGUGCAGACCGCAAUGGGGACGAGCUGAACCGCAGUGAGAAGAGGACGGUCGCUUCUUUUGCCUGCAUGUGAACGAUAUGCGUGAGAAACACACGACACUUUAGCUUGCAGCGCUCCCCGGCAGUGAUUUAACAUUAAAGAAAAAAAAAAGAAAACGUCGGAAGUACCUGAAUACCUGCAGUGUUUCGCAGUAACGUUAGCCUCGGCUCCGUGCAAACAGCAGUGACAUUUAUAAAGACACAGAGGGAGUAGAGAGACUACAAGACGGGACAGGAGAAAGUUUCUGCAGCUUGGCGCAGACACAGCGGUUCAACAAUGCGGCUGACCCCGACAAAGUCCCUUUCAUCGGCAGCCCUGCUAAUCCUGCUGGCUGUCCGCUGGUCCGACAGCAUUUCAUUGUCUCCCCAAGAGGCAAACCAGUUUCUGAGAAGACACAGGAGAGCUAAUCAAGUUUUCGAGGAGACGAAGCAAGGACACUUGGAGAGGGAGUGUGUGGAGGAGAGGUGCACCAAAGAGGAGGCCAGAGAAGUGUUUGAAAACGACCCGGAGACUGACUACUUCUUUCCCAAGUAUUUAAGCUGUUUGGAUAAGUUUGGAGAUUCUGAAAAGAAGAAACAGGAUCUGAUCACAUGUGUCCACAAUAUUCCAGACCAGUGCUCUCCUUCCCCGUGUAAUGCCAAAGGUGCCGUGCGCUGCGAGGACAAAAAGGGCGACUUCCUCUGUCACUGUUUUACAGGUUGGACGGGACCCAGAUGUGACAAAGAUGUGGACGAGUGCAGCAAGAGGAACGGAGGGUGUGACCAUCAGUGCAACAACACUAUGGGCAGUUACCGCUGCUCCUGUCACCAAGGCUACAUGUUGGUAGGACGCCACAUUUGUAAUGAUAUCAAUGAGUGUGAAGAUCCAGGUGUGUGUGGAACAGCACGGUGUGAGAAUAAGGAGGGUGGCUAUGACUGUCUGUGUGAAACCGGCUAUCUUUACGACAAUGAAACCAAGAGCUGCGUUGAUGUGGAUGAGUGUGAGGCGAGAGUGUGUGCAGAGGAGUGUCUGAACACUCCGGGGAGUUUCCGUUGUUACUGCGAUGGUCGUCAGGGCAUGAAGCUGGGCCAGGACCUCCGGAGCUGUAAGCCUAUAACUCCCUGCAUAUCACCGUCUCUGAAGAGGAACUCACGCUCUCUUUACCUGGGCCGCAUGUUCAGCGGUGUGCCAGUGGUGAGGCUGCGCUUCCGCAGGAGGAUUCAGACUGGCUUUUCAGCAGAGUUUGACUUCCGCACAUACGAUCCUGAGGGGGUCAUCUUCUUUGCCGGAGGUCACUUGAACAGCUCCUGGAUUGUGCUUGCAAUGCAUCAUGGGAAGUUGGAGUUGCAGCUGAAGUACGGCACAGUCAGCAGAAUCACCAGCAGCGGACCUAUCGUCAAUGAUGGCCAGUGGAGAAAGAUUUCGGUUGAGGAGCAGGGCCGGAGUCUCGUGAUAAAGAUCGACAGAGAGGCCGUCAUGAAGAUCGCAGUUAACGGAGAUCUGUUCACACUAAAGAAGGGUAUGCAUGAGCUCAACCUCACCGUGGGAGGAGUCCCUUUCAAAGAGGACGGCCUCGUCAAUCAGGUGAACCCCCGUCUGGACGGCUGUAUGAAGGAGUGGCGCUGGUUGACGGGCGAAGAUACGUCGAUACAAGAAACCAUUCGAUCCAACGACAACAUGCAGUGUUUCAGCAGUGAAGAUCCAGGAGCGUAUUACCCCGGCACCGGCUUCGCCCUCUUCAACAUCAGCUUUGACUCACAGAACCUGAGUGUCCAGUUGACCCUGCGUCCAAUUUCUGCCAUCGGUGUGCUGUUUGCACUUGUUCACCAAGACAGUGUCCCUCUCUCCAUCGCUCUGGCCAACUAUCAUCCCGGUACUGAUGAGUGGCGAGACUUUGUUCUAGUGUCAGUAGGUGAUGUCAUCAUUGCCAGCUCUCCGGCACCGCUGUGUGAUGGUGAAAGUCAUGUGAUCAAAAUGACGAUCUCAGGAAACCAGACCCAGCUGCUUGUCGAUGGCCAGUCUGGACGUAGUGAAGAUGCAGAAGUUUCUAUUGACCUGCUGACUCAGUCCAGCACUUUCAUAGGAGGGCUACCUGAUGUUCCUCUCGUGUCCACACUGGUGUCGGCGCACUACAGCGGCUGCAUGGAGGUCAGUGUUAACGGACGGUCUCUGGACCUGGACCAGGCCAUCCACAAACACAACGACAUCCGCUCACACUCCUGCCCCCUGCUGGACUCUCACCAGUGACCAGCGCAACAGUCUGCCAAAACAGAUCUAUUAGCAGUUGAUUGAGGCAAUGGGGAUGGUUUCCAACAUAUUUAUAAAAACAAAGCUGCAGUGGGGAGAUGUAUUAGAUUGCAAUGAGGGAAUAAAAAAUAAAAAACCUAGACCAGGUAUUGUGAUCAAGCUGGAGCAUUAGCCCAGGAUCACCCUGUCCUUUUACUGUGAUUACACUGCUGCCUAGAGGCAUUUGCAGGGACUUUCACUGUAUUUUCAGUAUUGUGAUUCAGUAAAAUAUUUAGUUAGGCAAUGAGCAACAUCCCCUGUACCAGGCAGAUAGAAGAUAUGGGAAUAAAUGCUGCACAACAUUGCCUCAAAAACUGCCCAUGUAUAUCACAGCCUUGUAAGCUCACAAGAACAAACAGGGCCUUAUCCAGAUCAAAGUCAAAUGGUUGGUCUUGGGUCAGCCUACUACGCCUGGCAUCCUGUGCUUAAAUGCAGAUCUGACUUGAACUUGGUAGGCAGAGUGACUCUUGCUGCAUAAACUCAGCUGAUAGAGCUGCAGUCAUGUUGCUUACAUCCAGUUCACCAAAGGCCCACAUUCACAAAGCUUUUAAUAGUCAAGUGAUAAUGUGUAAUCUGAUUCAGAUGACAUCUAAAAUGAAAGAAAGGGGACAAGUUGUCCUACAUUAGCUACCCCACUCAGAGAAAAUGUAUUAACAGGUGCUCAGAUAUUUUUGUUAGGUGCACAAUAGCUUAGGGGUCGAUUGGGGCGACCCCUAACAAGCUGAACCCUGCCCUUCACAGAAGCACAGAGUUGUGGUCGUGAGGGUAGGAUUCAGUAUUAGGCACAACUUUGUGUUCAGUAGGAAACCUUGCACAUUGUUGCAGGUAGAAAUGGACUGCGACGUGUAGCCAUUUUCUUGAUUUCCUCUCUACUAAAGCAGCACUCCAUGUCUGCCUGCAACCUUAAAAAUCAACCAUGUGCCUACCAAGAACAACCAACCCAAACUUCCAAACAGCUUCCCCCCAAACAGGUGAAUCAUUUCACAAAGUUGCAGUACUGUAUCACAGAAAUAAAGCCAACUCUUCUCUUAAUGAUAUCAUUGCAGUUAAUAUCUAUAACUAUGCAUUUCCACCUGUGCAUUUAGGAGAAUUGCAGUCUUUGAACGAGCUGACUGACACCCUGAGUCCCAUUAAACUUCAAUCACUAACUCCUGUCACAAAGGCCCCGUCUUUGCCUCAGAAUCACCCACUUACAGUUAAUACCUGCCGUAUACCAAUCUGAGGAUAAUAGAUAAGUCACAGAAACACAGGGGGACAGGAAGGGGCCCUGUCCAUCGAGGAGAGAAACAGCACUGCAUCGAUCGCACCAUACAAGCUACUGAGAGUAAAAAGAGUGCGCUGUAAUAUACUGAAUAUGUAAAUAAUGUGAUUGUACAAUGCUUUAUAGACGACAUAAAACAAACACUACCUUACGCUCACCAAGGUUAUCCGCACAUUUAAGUUGAUCCAAAGUCAAACAGUUAAUUUGAGUCUUUUGACUCCGCCUGCUUCUUAAAAAAAAAAAGUCUCAAGGGGAUUGAGAGCAAAAGCCAGCGAUCAAAAUAAACCUUUAGGGACUCACUUUUUAAUUUUGACUUAAUAGGUGCUGAGCAAAUAAAAAAACAAUAAAAACAAAGAAUGUCGGAGGAGCAUUGUGAUUGAGAAUGCCAAAAAGUGCUCCAGUGUUAUUUUACUUCCCUCCGUAUUUGAUCAUUUUUUAGUUUUCUGAUGAAUGAAUGCAAGAAUAUAGAGCUUGACGUGUUAUUGUUUUUUUUAUCAUAUGUGUUGUAUAUUGAACUUCUUUUAGUUUUUAUUUUUCACUUUAACUGCCAGUAUGUGUACAAUGCUGAGAGACAUCUGCCUUUUGAGUUUUAACUUCCUUCAACAGUGAAAAUCCUAUUUAAAAACAAAAUAAAAGCAGUUGUAUGAACAAAAUAGAGUAAAAUUGUAUUUUC
This is a messenger RNA of Scomber scombrus (Atlantic mackerel), 4645 nucleotides long. RefSeq names its product growth arrest-specific 6 (gene gas6). The record is from RefSeq and is a predicted model, not a curated record. Gene Ontology annotation, cellular component: extracellular region. Gene Ontology annotation, molecular function: calcium ion binding. NCBI's taxonomy places the organism in Eukaryota, Metazoa, Chordata, Actinopteri, Scombriformes, Scombridae. The coding region runs from base 723 to 2672 and encodes 649 amino acids. The transcript has 15 exons.